Messenger RNA from Homarus americanus (American lobster), 2004 nucleotides. RefSeq names its product proteasome subunit beta type-7-like. Gene Ontology annotation, molecular function: threonine-type endopeptidase activity. The record is from RefSeq and is a predicted model, not a curated record. Bases 87 to 908 code for a protein of 273 amino acids. NCBI's taxonomy places the organism in Eukaryota, Metazoa, Arthropoda, Malacostraca, Decapoda, Nephropidae. The transcript is spliced from 6 exons. Gene Ontology annotation, cellular component: proteasome core complex.
GUCUGUUUGGUCCCGAGCUAAGUUUGUCAUCUUGUGUGUUAGCUGUUGUGACUGUCGGAGUUCACUGUCUGUCUUUAUUCACAGAAAUGGAAGAAGUAGAGGAGACAUAUCCUGGGUUUCAAUUCAGUAACUUUGCAAGGAAUGAGAGCUUGGUGGCCAAAGGAUUCCCAAUGCCAAAGUCUCGUAAGACUGGCACCACCAUCGCCGGUGUGGUAUUCAAAGAUGGUGUCGUCCUGGGCGCAGAUACCCGUGCUACUGAGGGUGACAUUAUUGCAGACAAGAACUGCAGCAAGAUCCACUAUCUCCAGCCAAACAUGUAUUGCUGUGGAGCAGGCACUGCUGCAGAUCUCGAGAUGACCACUCAACUCAUGGCCAGUCAGCUGGAGCUUCACCGCCUAAAUACUGGCCGUCAAGUGCCCAUUGUUGCAGCUAACCGUAUGCUCAAGCAGAUGCUUUUUCGCUAUCAGGGUUACGUAGGUGCUGCACUGGUGCUGGGAGGUGUUGACAAACAUGAUUCCCACAUAUACUCGAUCCAUCCACACGGUUCCACUGAUCGCCUCCCAUAUACUACCAUGGGUUCAGGAUCCUUGGCUGCCAUGUCUGUUUUUGAAGCUCGUUGGAAGCCAAAUAUGGAGUUGGAUGAGGCAAAGCAACUGGUACGUGACGGGAUAGCUGGUGGUGUAUUCAACGAUCUGGGCUCUGGUUCCAACAUAGAUUUGUGUGUUAUCACAAAAGAUGGGGCAACAAUGCUCCGGCCUUAUGAUGUUGCCAAUGUGAAGGGUCAGAGGCAGGGGAAGUAUGAGUACAAGCGCGGGACAACAGAAAUCCUAACUACAACAGUUCGUCCUGUUCAGAUUGUAUCUGAGACAAUCAAAAAAGUUGCAGUGGAAGAAAUGGAUACUGCUUAAUUUUCAUGUUAUUUUAUGUUUAUACUAGUUUUAUAAUAUAUGUAAACUAGUAUGGUCUCACAGAUAAGUGUUGCCUGUGUUUACUUGAAGAUCAGUGGUGUACUGUAAGUGAGAUGAAAAAUAGGAUAAUUGGUUAACGUACAGUAUUUCAUUAGAGUAUUUAACAAACGGUUAAUAAACCACAAUAUACAGGCCACAGCGUGUAACAAAAGUCCGGAAUCAUAGAUUUAUUUUAUUAAAGGUUGAAAUUAUAGUCCAUGGAGUGUCAAGCAAUUAUAAACAACUGUUUUAUACUUUCAGUGACAGCAUGCAGUGUAUCCAUACUGAUUUUGUUACAUUCCACUUGAAUACGUUUUUUCAGUGCCUCAAUUUUUCGUGGACGGUCGGUGUACACAAUUGAUUUCGAAUGGCCCCCUAAGAAAAAAUCUAAAGGAAUCCGGUCUGGUGAUUUGGGGGGCCAUUCUACUGGUGCACAUUGACUUGUCUAUUUUCCUGGUAUCUUGGAAUCUAACCACCUACAGUAUGUUUUAUAAAAGGAAAGUGCGCAGGAGCCCCAUCCUGCUGAAACCAUAAACGUUGACGCAUUGCAAGUGGCAUAUCGUCUAAAUUAGGCUGCACGAUUACAUUCAACAUUGCAACAUAUGUUUUCCAGUUGCAGUAUGAUCUUGAUCCGUACAUGUGCGUGGAUGACUGCUCCUCUUCCUAUCUGCUAUACUUUCAGUUUCACAAAAUUGUUUCACGAGCUUUGACACCGUUCCUUGUUGAGGCAUGCUUGUUGUUGGAUGUCGCAGGUGAAAUUCUUCCAGAGUUCCUCUGGCUUAGGCCUCCUGUAUGUAAGAGGACCAAUUCAGCUCAUUCUUGUAAGGUGUAAUCAGUCAUCAUGGCCUAUAUCCUGAAAAAGAACAAAAAUACCAAAUUAGUUACGUAAGUAUAUGAUUCCAGACUUUAGUUACACCCUGUAUAUCAAGAACUAAAUUUGUCAAAAAAAUUUUAAUAAGAGGAUAUGUGAGACAAAGUUUGUAUGUUUCAUUGCUCUUUUUGGUGGUUAAGUAGGAUUUAGUCUUACUUGAAUAAAAAAUGCAAGAUAUUUGUAAAA